Molecule: messenger RNA, 2393 nt
Organism: Sebastes umbrosus (honeycomb rockfish)
Lineage: Eukaryota; Metazoa; Chordata; Actinopteri; Perciformes; Sebastidae
Product: cytochrome P450 2J2-like
Exons: 9
Coding region: 263-1738 (491 amino acids)
Biological process (GO): xenobiotic metabolic process
Cellular component (GO): intracellular membrane-bounded organelle; cytoplasm
Molecular function (GO): iron ion binding; oxidoreductase activity, acting on paired donors, with incorporation or reduction of molecular oxygen, reduced flavin or flavoprotein as one donor, and incorporation of one atom of oxygen; heme binding
Source: RefSeq, a predicted model, not a curated record
GAAGACCUGUUGUGUCCAACACACAGUGCACAUGCAUAAAGUCAAUUACCAGCUGGAAGAGUUCAAGUUCCAGCCUUGUUUUUCACUUCAGAGGUCCAGAGGACACUAGUGUUACGUAACAUUUCCUUGUUGAGAGUUUAUGUUAGUUUGUUUUAUGCCAGCCUCCUUCACUCCUCACCCACAUAACAUGAGACGCUCCCACCAUCCACCGUCUGUGGGAGCAAACUGAUUUUCUGGAGGGCCUUUUGACACAUUAUUUAUCAUGAUUUUUCAAGCACUUUUUGAGUGUAUGGACUUCACUGGCUGGCUGUUGCUCAGUUUUGUAGUGUUACUCCUGAUAGAUGUGGUCAGAAACUGGAGGCCACACAGCUUUCCACCUGGACCGUGGGCUGUGCCUUUUCUAGGAAAUGUUUUCGUUGACUUCAAAUCAAUGGAGAAGCUUGCUCAGGAGUACGGUCCAGUGUUCAGCUUGAGGAGAGGCAGCGAGAGGAUGGUGUUUAUUUCAGGCUACAAGAUGGUCAAAGAGGCUCUUGUUCACCAGCUGGACAGCUUUGUUGAUCGACCGAUUGUCCCUCUCUUCCAUGUUAUCUUCAAGGGGCUUGGCAUUGGUUUGAGCAAUGGUUACCUGUGGAAGAAGCAGAGGAAGUUUGCCAUCACUCACCUGCGUUACUUUGGAGAGGGCCAGAAGUCACUGGAAAAAUACAUUGAGGUGGAAAACAACUUCCUCUGUGAAGCUUUCAAAGAGGAACAAGGAAGACCAUUCAACCCCCACUACAUCAUAACGAAUGCAGUGAGUAACAUCAUCUCGUCUGUGGUGUUUGGACAUCGCUUUGAAUACAGCGAUCAAAGCUUUCGCAAGUUUCUGGAGUUGGACAAUGAGGCCGUUAUGCUCUCUGGCUCUGCUCAGAUUCAGCUGUAUGAUGCCUUCCCUGGCUUGCUGAAGUACCUGCCAGGACCUCACCAGACUGUCCACGCCAACUACAAGGAGAUCAUGACUUUCCUGAAAAAGGAAGUAGAGAAGCACCAGGAGGAGUGGAACCCAGAUGACCCCCGUGAUUAUAUCGAUGUUUACCUGGCAGAGAUGGAGAAGAAAAAGGAGGAUCCCCAGGCUGGCUUCAACAUUGAAACCCUGCUGGUUUGCACCCUCGACCUGAUUGAGGCUGGUACAGAAACAACUUCCACCACUUUACGCUGGGCCCUCCUAUACAUGAUGCACUACCCAGAGAUACAGGAGAAAGUCCAGGCAGAGAUAGACCGAGUGAUCGGACAGUCUCGUCAGCCCACAAUAGCCGACAGACCCAACAUGCCUUUCACCGACGCUGUCAUCCAUGAGACUCAAAGGAUGGGAAACAUUGUUCCCUUGGGAUUACCCAAAAUGGCCAGUAAAGACGCUACACUGGGAGGAUACUUAAUACCCAAGGGCACAGCCACAACUACAAUUCUUGCAUCGGUGCUGUUUGAUAAGAAUGAGUGGGCGACUCCAGAUAUCUUCAAUCUGGAGCAUUUCUUGGAUUCAGAGGGCCACUUCCGCAGAAGAGAGGCCUUCUUACCGUUUUCAGCAGGUAAACGUGUGUGUUUAGGGGAGCACCUGGCCAGAAUGGAGCUGUUCGUUCUCUUUACAUCUCUCUUCCAACACUUCACCUUCUCUCCUGUUCCUGGAGAAAUGCCCAGCUUGGAGGGCGUGCUAGGCUUCACCCAUUCCCCCGAGGAGUUCAGGAUGCUAGCUGUGCCUCGCUGAUUUGCUCCCGCCUCUUCUCAUCCCUGCACAAAGCUUUAACGGUCUCCACGAAGACGACAAUAUCAAAGAUCACAUAUCUGACUUGCAACUGGAAACUAGUUUGCAUAACAUAUGACCAUUCCCCACCAAAAAAUAUAAAAAUAAAGAAGAUCACCAUGUCUGUGGAGAUUCACAGCCAUCCAGGCCACAUGAUAUUUGUCAAAGGCACCUGGACUUGCUUAUGGUUUCAAGGCCAAACAGUUAGCCCAGUUGCCUUUGAUUUGGUUCUUACAGGUAAAUAAAGCACCAGCACUCCCAUGUUCCUCCCAAAGGAAGCGAUAUGUUUUCGGGAAAACUACUGUUCUACUUGUACUGAUACAGUAUCUAUUUAUCACUGGUCUGACAAGCUUUUAUCUACUGGAUCUCAUAUAAUUUGAUGAGAUGGUCAUUAACAUUUGACAUUCACAAACUGUUGAUCCAUUAAGUGUUGCAUAAUUUAAUGAGCUAAUACUGAUUAGAUCAUUUAUCAGUGAAGUGCAACAGUAGAUUAUGAUAUACAGUAUUAUGGAUUCACAUUAGCACAUGAUGCCUUAUGUAUUAGCUCUACAUUAGUUAAACAUAUUUUCUUUCCCAUCUAACAAAAUACAUCAAAACACAGCACCUACACACACAUCAG